Messenger RNA from Capsicum annuum, 4345 nucleotides. RefSeq names its product translocase of chloroplast 159, chloroplastic. The transcript has a single exon. NCBI's taxonomy places the organism in Eukaryota, Viridiplantae, Streptophyta, Magnoliopsida, Solanales, Solanaceae. The coding region runs from base 257 to 4228 and encodes 1323 amino acids. Gene Ontology annotation, cellular component: chloroplast outer membrane. Gene Ontology annotation, molecular function: GTPase activity; GTP binding. Gene Ontology annotation, biological process: protein targeting to chloroplast. The record is from RefSeq and is a predicted model, not a curated record.
GGGAAAAGAGGUGUACAAGGCGUCAGUCUUAUCGCCAUUGGUUUAUGUUUUAUGUGUAAUCUUCUCCAACCACUAUAAUACCCCUACCAAUCAUGUGCUCAUUCACCACCAACAACAACAAACACAAAACACCAAUCUUAGAAAAACCCAAAAAUUGAACCAAACCCUAGCCUAACCCCCCAUUUAACCUUCUUUUCUUGUUACCCAUUUUGUGUUCUACUUAAGGGGACUAAAGAAAAUAUUAUCGGUUGUCACCAUGGACACAAAGACUUAUGGUGUUCCGCUUUCAACAACACAAGGGAGCCCACCUGCAACAGGUAUUAGAGCUCCUCUUACUAUUGAUGAUUCUUCUGACUUUGAAUACUCUCUUUCAGCUAAUGGACAAAACAACAGUAGCAGUUAUUAUGGUAGUAGUAGUGACGCUGAAGGAGGCUUUGUUAGUGGUGACGAUGACUUUGACACUGCUUCUGAAAGGCCAUUUGCGUCUGACCCAGAUGACCAAAAUCUUGAAAAAACUCAUUUUAGACCAUUUGUGAAAAGCCCAGAAGAAGUUGUUGAACGAGGUAGUAGUAGUAGUGGUGUAGGGGAUUAUUAUGAUGACUCUAGGUCUUUUUUAACUGACCUGUAUGCCGAAAACAUUGAUGGAUAUAGUGAUAGACCUUUCGUUGUGCAUAGGGAAAAUGAUGAAUAUAGUGAUGGGGAACAUGAGCUAGAUACAGGGAAAUCCAUGGAGGGGUCGGAUAAAGAUAGUUCCGAUGAGGGAACUAGAGUUCUUGAUGGUGCAACUCGAGGCAUACCAAUUGCACCAUUGUCCUGGGACAGUGAAGGUGAUGAAUACUUGAGCACUGGUGUUCAAGAAGACAAUGAUGUUUCAGGUGUUUUUAGAAUUCCAAAUGCAGUGGUGUUGGAGAGGUUAGAUAGUGCUCCCAAAGUUAGAAUAUCUGAUGUUUCGGAGGAUGAAUGGGAGUCUGAGAAUGUGAUACAAUCUGAGAUGGUAGAGGACUUGAUCAGUAAAGAAGAGAAUAAAGCUGAAAUUGGCACUGUUCAGAAUUUCAUAACGGAGGGUGGUGAGGCCAAUGAUACUUUUGAAGGACGAAAAGUUGUGCUUCAGGUUGCAAGUAAUGAAUCUACUUUGUUGGGACAGGAGUUGGAUAAGGAUGAAAAGCUUUUAGCAGAAGAAAGUGAAAUUCUUGAUAGUAGCUUAGAGGCAAAAAGUGCAGAUUCGUUUCGUGAUGUUAAGCCUUCUGAUACUGCUUACAUCAGUCCAAGGGAGGAAAAUGGAGUAUCAAAGUUUGGAGCUGAUGAAUUGAACUCUAGAAACAGCGGCACCUUACUUACUGGAUCUUCUGGGGACAGUCAGAAAUCAGAAAGUAAGGAGGGUGAGAUUUAUCAAGGUAGUGAUUGUCAGGAUAGCGAAACUGAAAGCUUGGAGUGCACUGAAAUUUCAGUACUGCCACCACCUGAAGAGCAAGUAUAUUCUAGUGCAAGCUCUUCAUCAGAUGUAACUUGGUCCUCCACAGUUGAAGGUGAUCAACCUAAGAUAUCAGAUGAAACACAACACACAGAGGCUUGUUUAAAUCCAGAUGUAGAAAUCAACUGCAAAGACAUUGAUCCAGUCAAAUUGUUCAAAAAUGAAGAAGUUCCAUUCUUACAUGAAAAUGAUGAAAGUUUGAACUUUGAUGGAUCAGGUGGUAUGAAACUUAUCAUUGGUCAGAUGGACCAACAAAUAGCCACUGCCAACUAUGACGGAGAGGUUUCUCAAGGUCAUUUACCAAAGGUUGAUGGUGAGAUUGUGACAGACUCAGAUGAACAGGUAGAUACAGACGAAGAAAGUGAAGAGAAUGAGAUGUUUGAUGCAGAAGCACUGGCUGCACUGCUGAGGGCUGCUGCCGGUGUUGGACCUGAAGGAAGAAAUAUUACUAUUCCAUCGGCUGAUGGUACACGGGUUUUUACACUGGAGCUUCCUAAUAGCUCGGGAUCCACAUUUCACUCGUCUAGACCUCCUCAACUAACCAAUGCAGAUAAGUUUCCCUUAACUGAGAGUAAGGCUGAAGGUAUAUCAGAAGGAAUUUUGAGUGAUGAAGAAAAGAAAAAGCUUGAGAAAUUACAACAGUUAAGGGUAAAAUUUUUGCGUCUCAUCCACAUGCUAAACCGGUCUCCUGAAGAUUCCAUAGCUGCACAGGUCUUAUACUGGUUAGCUCGCACUGCAGGGAAAUCAGCCUCUCAAGCAUGGAGCCUUGACUCCGCCCAGAAGGUAGCUUUGGAGUUAGAAGCAGAGGAUACAGACAGUUCGAAUUUUUCUCUGAAUAUCCUGGUUAUUGGUAAAACAGGAGUUGGUAAGAGUGCAACAAUAAACUCUAUCUUUGGCGAAGCCAGAUCAAUGGUAGAUGCAUUUGUACCUGCCACAACCAAAGUGAAGGAGAUAAGUGGGCAACUGGAUGGAGUUACAUUGAACAUCUUGGAUACUCCUGGUUUCAGAUCUUCCCUGCCGGAGCAAUCCAUUAACCGGAGAACUUUGCUGUCCAUAAAGAAAUAUAUGAAGAAAUACAGGCCUGAUGUAGUCCUCUAUGUUGACCGCAUUGACACACAGUCUAGAUAUCUCGGUGAUCUACCUUUGUUGAAGUCCAUCAGCAGUUAUCUUGGUCCAUCAAUAUGGCGUAAUGCCAUAGUUACCCUGACACAUGCUGCUUCAAGUCCUCCAGAUGGACCCUCAGGAUAUCCUGUAAGCUAUGAAAUGUUUGUUGCUCAGUGCUCCCGUACCAUUCAACAGUUGAUUGACCACUCCAUAGGUGAUCCACAUAUGAGGAAUGCUGGGCUGAUGACUCGUCCAUUUUGUCUUGUUGAAAACCACCCAGUCGGUCCAAAGAAUGACAAAGGAGAAAUAUUGCUCCCAAAUGGAGAAAAUUGGAGAUCACAGCUACUGCUUCUGUGUUACUCGAUAAAGAUUUUAUCGGAAGUAGAUUCCAUCUUGAAAGAUCAUGAUCUUCAUGACCACAGAAAGCUUUUUGGCUUCCCCAUGCAUUCACUUCCUUUACCGUACUUUUUAUCUUCACUGUUACAAUCAAACGUUCACCCUAAAGUCUCUAACAAUCAAGUUGGUGAGGAUAUGGACUCAGAUAUUGAGCUGGCAUAUUCAUCUGAUACCAACCAAGAAGUUGAAGAUUAUGAUGACCUUCCACCUUUCAAACCUUUGAGGAAAUCUCAAGUUGCAAAGCUAAGCAAGGAGCAAAAAAGAGCAUAUUUUGAUGAGUAUGAUUACCGUGUGAAGCUGCUUCAAAAGAAACAAUGGAGGGAGGAGUUGAAAAAGAUUUGGGACAUGAAGAAGAAAGGCAAGGCAGAGAUGGGUGAUUACACGGAAGAAGGCAAUGACCAGGAAACAGGGAGCCAAGCAGGAGUAGCAAUCCCUUUACCCGACAUGGUGCUCCCAAAUUCGUUUGAUGGGGACAAUCCCACUUAUAGAUACCGGUCUUUAGAACCUUCGUCUCACCUUCUUGCUAGGCCUGUUUUGGACUCCCAGGGUUGGGACCACGAUUGUGGAUAUGAUGGUGUGAGCAUUGAGGAUCACCUUGCCAUUGCAGGUCAGUUUCCUGCAGCAAUAGGUCUUCAGCUCACAAAGGACAAGAAAGAGUUCAGCAUCCACUUGGAUUCAUCUGUUUCAGCAAAGACGGGGGAAAAGGGAUCAACUAUGGUAGGGUUCGACAUUCAAACUGUAGGAAAGCAGCUUGCGUACAUUUUGAAAGGAGAAACAAAAGUGAAAAAUCUGAAAACAAAUAAAACAGCUGCGGGGAUAUCCAUUACUUUCUUGGGUGACAAUUUAGUGACGGGAUUGAAAUUAGAGGACCAAUUUGCCAUUGGUAAACAGUUAGUUGUGGUGGGAAGUACUGGCUCCAUCAGGUCUCAGGGUAAUGCAGCAUAUGGAGCCAACUUAGAGUUGCGUCUGAGAGAGAAAGAUUACCCUAUUGGCCAGGAUCAAAGUUCACUUGGUCUUUCUUUGAUGAAAUGGAGAAAUGACAUCAUAUGGGGAUGCAAUCUGCAGUCUCAGUUCUCUGUGGGAAGGAAUUCCAAGAUUGCUGUUAGGGCCGGAUUAAACAGCAAGAAAAGCGGGCAAAUCACAGUUAGGACAAGCACCUCAGAUCAACUGCAGAUUGCUAUUUUAGGACUUCUGCCAAUUGCUAGAGCGAUAAUGAUGACCCUUUUUCCGCAGACAAGUGAAAAGAGGUUAAUGUAGUAGUUGUAUCUUAGACAAAUGCUAGUUGCACCUCCAUUUUUGAUGUUUUUAGUCGUAGUUAUCUUGUAUUUGUCCAUUCAAUCUCUGAAGUUCUCAAUAGGAAUACUUGCUUCCAAA